Xylaria bambusicola is the source of this 1290-nucleotide messenger RNA. RefSeq names its product peptidase. Gene Ontology annotation, biological process: proteolysis. The transcript has 2 exons. The coding region runs from base 1 to 1290 and encodes 429 amino acids. Lineage: Eukaryota; Fungi; Ascomycota; Sordariomycetes; Xylariales; Xylariaceae. Gene Ontology annotation, molecular function: metalloexopeptidase activity. The record is from RefSeq and is a predicted model, not a curated record.
AUGAACUGCAACUUAUUGAGACUAUUAGCCUUCGGCUUGACUGCCUCACACGUGUCCGCUUCGCUGCGUCCAGGCUCGCAGGUGGUAUUGGACUCGCAAAGUUCUGUUGUGAAUACCUCCCCUGUGCAUUCAGUCAGCGAUGCCAUUCUCACCGCUCUCGACACCUACCCCGAUCCUGUCGAUGCCCUCGUUUCCCUUCGACCAGAGCUCGCCCAAGAGCUAGCCGAGCCACGUCUUCUCCAUGUCUUUGGUCAUGACAUGCCGCAAUGGAUGACCGAGGGUGACAAAUUGCGCCUUCGCCGGAAAGGUCUCAAGUUCAAGGACAUUACCGACUAUCAAGAAGAGGUGGACGUAUCGUGGGCAGGCAAGGCUCACCUUCCCGAGCUCGCCCAUCAAUCACUUGUCAAACCGCUGUUUUCCAAGAUCUCGACUGACAACAUGCGCGACGUGUUGACGCACCUGACUGGUUUCUACAACCGCUAUUACGGCGAUGUCUACGGCGAGCACAGCGCCCAAUGGCUGCACGACCAAAUCGCUGACAUCAUCAAGACGGCGCCUUUUCACACUCAUAUCUCUCUCGAAUACUUCACUCAUCCGUUCCCGCAGUCUUCUAUCAUCGCCCGUUUCGAGCCGAAGGUCCGCAACUCUUCGCUUCCCCAGACAAUCAUCGGAGCGCACCAGGACUCAGCCAACUAUCUCUUCCCCUUGUUACCUGCCCCUGGCGCCGACGACGACGGCUCCGGCACUGUCAGCAUCCUCGAAGCCUUUCGAGUCCUCGCCCAGUCCGGGUUCGUACCUAAGAAUGGGCCUGUCGAGUUCCACUGGUAUGCUGCUGAAGAAGGAGGGCUGCUCGGCAGUCAAGCUAUCGCGCGCGACAAGAAGCAACAAGGUGCUAAGAUCGGCGCGAUGCUCGAGUUUGAUAUGACAGCUUACAUCGCACGAAACUCCUCCGGUGAAUCGAUUGGCAUGAUCAAGACAGAUGCGGACGAUGCGUUGACUGCUUGGGUUAUCUCGUUGAGCAAGGAGUACAUCUCCAUUCCUGCCGCCGUAUAUAGCUUAUCACCGGGAGCUGGCUCCGACUACAUGUCGUUCACCCAGAAUGGAUUUCCGUCCGCAUUCGCAUCCGAGGGCAACCCCUUGGCCAACGAUCGCUUCCCUGGAGACUUUGACCCUUAUGUGCACACCUCCAAGGAUACCCUUGAUGUCGACGAUGAACAUGGCUACUUCUCAUUUGAUGCAACCAUCGCAUUCAUCAUUGAACAGGCUGGCUGGGAUAACACCUGGCGGUAA